This is a messenger RNA of Dicrocoelium dendriticum, 1598 nucleotides long. Lineage: Eukaryota; Metazoa; Platyhelminthes; Trematoda; Plagiorchiida; Dicrocoeliidae. The record is from the annotation of a GenBank genome assembly.
AUCCCUCAGUUUGGAAUUUUGAAUCAUCCACCGUUCCGAUCCACGAGCCAUCGUGUAUGCUUCCUCUCAAUCGUUGCAGCUGUGGUGUAAAGCUGCAGGAUGUGAAAGCCUUUCUAAUCGGAAUGUUUUUGGUGUUUAUGGUAGAAAUUAUAAUUGACACCGCUCGAUACUCUUCCGAUUGCUCCAUUAAUGGUCGUGAUAAUCUGAAACCUCAGCCUUCUUACUUUGGAACUGUUGAUUUGAGCUAUGCCAAGAAUCUGGCUAGCACCAUUCAUAUUUAUUGCUUUAUAUUAACCGAACCGUCUCAGUUCAAGUCACAGUACCAUGUCCAAAAUACCUGGGUCAGAAGAUGUACUCGAUACGGUUUUGUGACACAUGGCAACGACAAACUACUGCGAAUACUUGACGCAAAACACAGUGAUCGUAAAUACAAGCGCAGAUCGUGGAACACCAUGCGCACCACACUACGUGCACUUUAUGAACAAAAGGACGAACAAUCGUUUUAUCUCAAGGCGGAUUUUGACACUUACAUUGUGAUGGAAAACGUCAGAUAUAUGUUGAAACAGGAGGAUCCAAAUAAACCGUUUAUAUUGGGCCACGUUCAUAACCCUGGUCCACACGGCGACAAACUUUCAGGCAGUGCUGGCUAUGUUAUAUCCAGAAAAGCGUUGGAGCUGAUCGUUUCCAAAGGGCUAGGACAGAAAACCGAAUGCGGUGAAGUGGACCGGAAUGAAGACGAGCAAAUCAGCAUAUGUGCUGAAUCUGUGGGUGUAGAGGUUCGAGAUAGUUUCGACUUUCUUGGCAAGUCGCGCUUUAGCAAUGUAUCCAUUGGUGAACUACUGGGCCCCUACGCGAAUAACACGCCCCGUUGGUAUCCCGAGGAAUCGGAUUACACUCUACCAAAGUAUGAUUUGCACAAGCUACCAGCCAGCCCUCUAUUGGUCAGCUUCGCGGGGAUCGAUGGAACAAUGAUGUACGUCCUGGAGUAUCUACUCUAUCAUCUCCGUCCUACUGGUAUUACUCACAAAUGGCUGUACCAAAACACCAACUAGAUUACACCUGGCACUUUCAGUGACAGAGCAGGAAUUUUCAGUUUGGCCGUCAUUCCAUAUCAUUCUCAUCCGUGCUGUGAAAAUUCUAGAAAGAGACCGGAUUUGUGUUCCAGUUUGACUUUCAACGGCUCUUAUCUAGGAUUGUAGUUUAUUUGCGUGCAUUGUCACUCUUCUAUUGCACCACUGGUGGUACACUAUUGCAUAUCGAUCCAGGCUUUGUAUGCCAUGCGUUCUUGGCCUGUACCUGCUUAUGCGUGUCGCUCUUUGCUCAUUUUUGUGCGUCCUUUUCGCAUACACAGGUAUAGCGAACCAUCGUAUCUUCCGAUGUCAUUGCGCUUUCCAUUCACUUUCGUUCUUACAUCUACAGCAAGCUUUGUAUUGGAUUCUACAUACGCAGUGAUUUGACGUUUCAUGCGGCGUCCAUCUGUUGACCCUGUGACGGUAAAUGGAUCAGUAGGGUGAUGUCAAACCGCAUUCGCGAUUUUGCACCUGUAUUACGUUGAAAAUAUCGGGCGCCUCCGUUACAGUAUUCAAAACUAUUGGUAU